Molecule: messenger RNA, 1266 nt
Organism: Phanerochaete carnosa HHB-10118-sp
Lineage: Eukaryota; Fungi; Basidiomycota; Agaricomycetes; Polyporales; Phanerochaetaceae
Product: glycosyltransferase family 8 protein
Exons: 3
Coding region: 1-1107 (368 amino acids)
Molecular function (GO): glycosyltransferase activity
Source: RefSeq, a predicted model, not a curated record
AUGAUGGUCAAUGAGAGAUAUCAUUCCUAUAUCCUGCUUGAACCGCUCGGGGAUUCUCUACCACAGAGACGAACGUCCCGUCACGUUCACGUGUCCUGCCUCGCUUAUGUUGUCCUUGCCGGCCUAUUCAUCGCUUCUGUUGUCCUCAACAUCGUUCAUUUCGUUAGAAGCACACACUCCCCGCCAGCGCCGCUCGAUGAUUACCAGCAACUAAAAUUAUACCCACUCCUCAACGAGUCUACCAUACCGUCUCUGUCCGAAGAUUUUUGGCGCAGCGCCGCUGUCGUCACCACCCUAUACUCCGAUUCUUACGCUCCUGCCGUGGCGACGCUCGGCCACUCACUACGCCUGGUACAUACCUCCGCUCGUUUAGUCCUCCUCUAUAUCCCAUCCAAGGUGUCUACAGAGGCCCUGUGCAUAGCUACGUCCUCUGGAUUUGUCGCCUAUCCCGUUGAGCGCAUCCCUCCACCCACACACAGCCACGGCAUGCACGAGCAGUACGCUGACCAGUACACGAAGCUCAGACUCUGGUCACUUGACGUGCUGCCUGACCCAAUUACCAGCCUGGUAUACGUCGACAGCGAUACUCUCGUCCUCCAUAACUUCGACGAACUCUUCUCUCUUCCAUACACCUUCGCGGCAGCGCCAGAUGUCUGGCUUGGCCAGCGCGGCUUCACGCUCGAAUUCAACGCCGGCGUACUCUUCCUCCGGCCGGACAGCAGGCUCUUUAACUCUAUGCUUGCGGCGCUGGAGAUUGCACGGUAUCCACCCGGAUGGGCCGAGCAGGCGUUUUUGAAUCAGUACUUCGCGACCGACGUCCUGCGCCUACCACUCGCAUACAACGGGAACCUUGUCAUCAAGGAACGCACGCCCAAUGUAUGGGACAGCCUCCAGGGCGAGAUGCGCAUCAUACAUUACACCAUGAUCAAGCCGUUCCUUUCGAGUGAUGGCAAGGGCAUGCCACUCGACCGCCUCGAGGAGCGCGUGCGAGCCGCAGCAGAGGAGCUCAGAGGGGUGUACAGGGAAGAGGUGCUGCAGUGGGGCGACAUGUGGCGGGAGACACGGAGGGUGUAUGCUGAUAGGCUUCGAGAAUGCAUAAUUCGCUGACGGGCGCGCAUAUAUCCAUAUUGCGGUACGUCUGCGGUCUGUGCGUCCUCCAACAGUAUCAUGAUUCCGCGGGUAUUGUGAUGAAUUUCAAUUUCGCACAGCCAAUAUCACUCGUUCCACUUGGAGUGUUCGUUUUCUAUGUUGGCAGCACACAGUUGU